This is a messenger RNA of Charadrius vociferus (killdeer), 2220 nucleotides long. RefSeq lists its product as uncharacterized. Gene Ontology annotation, biological process: regulation of immune response; negative regulation of macrophage activation. The coding region runs from base 1 to 2220 and encodes 739 amino acids. The transcript has 13 exons. The record is from RefSeq and is a predicted model, not a curated record. Gene Ontology annotation, molecular function: cell-cell adhesion mediator activity. NCBI's taxonomy places the organism in Eukaryota, Metazoa, Chordata, Aves, Charadriiformes, Charadriidae.
AUGAUGGUCGCCUGUCUGCUCCUCUCCAGCAUCUGGACCGUGGCAUCAGGCUCUGUGCAGGUGAUGCACAGAAAGGUCCAGUCAAUCCAGGCAGGAGGAAACGUUACUUUUUCGUGCCGGUCAGUCACAAAAGAAGAUGUCCUACAGGUGACCUGGCAGAAGGAGGUGGACGGGGUUGAAGACAACAUAGCGACUUACAGUACAAUGAAUGGCCAAAAGAUUGCGAAGGGCUACGUUGGCCAUGUGAGCUUUGCCCACAGUGAGUUACAAGCUUCGGCUAUCUCCCUUCAUAGAGUCACCCUCCAAGAUGAAGGAUGCUACAAGUGCAUCUUUAACACGUUCCCCUCGGGGGCUGUCACCGGCAGGAUGUGUCUCAAAGUUUACGCCAUCUCGAACCCCAAAGUGGAGGCUAAGCUUAUACCCAGUCCAGACAAAACUGAGGACUCUGAGAACGUGGUGGGGAUGAGCUGCUCGGCAACAGGGAAGCCUGCUCCAAAAAUCACCUGGCGCCUUCCCAGCAUCCUGCAGCAGAAACCAAGGGAGUACCACAUCAGGCUCGGCAACCAGACCGUGACUGUCAUCAGCAAUUUCACCCACGCCCAGCCCAAAAUCCUUCAGGAGUACCCCAUUGCCUGCAUGAUCCAACAUCCCUCUCUAAACGUGACCCUGGUCCUGCCCACUGACAGCCUGGCACAGGGUCUGGACAGCAGCGUGGCACCGGCCAUUGCCAUUGCUGUGGGGGUGCUGGUCCCCCUAACUUCCCUCCUCCUUCUCACCUGCCUCCUCCGCCACUGCCUCAGGCACCUACGUGACCCAGAGAGAAACUCAGCCCAGCUGUGCUGGAUGGACCACUUGAUGGAUAAGGAAUUGGCUGCAUGGCGGUGCUCAGAGAAUGGUGGUCAACACCUCAAUGUCCAAGUGGUGACCAGUGGCGUUCCUCCAGGUCUCAGGUUUGUGACUUUGUAUCGUUCAGCUGUGGAACUGGCAGACAUGGAUUUGGAGGCCAACUUGGAAAAAAUGAAGCCAGAAGCCACCAUGAAACAGCAUCAGUCAUUGCUAGUGGGACAGAUGUUUCUCCUGAAAGGUUUGAAGGAAGCCGUGAAAUCUGAUAGAGUUAUUGCAGCAGCCCUUGGUGGAGAGGCCAAUUUCUAUUGCAACUUUUCGCUUCCAAUGGAUGUUUUGCAAAUCACCUGGCAGAAGAAAAAUGGGUCUUCCUUCCAGAACAUCGCCACCUACAGCCCAAACCAUGGGCUGAGGCUGAUAGGGUCCUUUCAGAAGAAGGUGCGUUUCACUAGAGCAACCCUGAAAGCCUCAGCUAUCACACUCCAAAACCUCACAUUUGAGGAUGAGUCCUAUUACAGAUGCAUUUUCAACGUGUUCCCUCACGGCUCUUUCAGCAAAGAUAUAUGCCUCAACAUCCAAACAAUUUCUGAGCUAACAGUGGAAUAUGAUUCCCACCUGCCCACCGAGGGUCUCCUCACUGCAGUCUGCUCAGCAACAGGAAAGCCUGCCCCCAAAAUCACCUGGCUGAAUGACAGAGAACUGGAUGAAUCCCCUGAAAUACACCGCGUCCAAAAUGCAAAUGGGACAGUAACGGUGGCAAACAAACUUACUUUCUCUGCCGACCACCCCCGUACUCAGAAAAGUGUAAUCGUCAUGGCAGUCGUUCUAGCAGUGGUGUUCUCAACAGUCCUAAUACAUUGCAUCAUGAGACUGAUCAGCAGAAAAAGGGAAAAACUGAAGAGAUGUAGUGCAGCCAGAAUGCCUGCAGAUGAAGAAGGCUUACACCAAGACCUGAGCAAGGAAGCUGAGAGCCUGGACACGAUGGAGCACCAGAACGUUGUUUGUCAGAACGAGCUGGGCUGGGACCAUGGGCCAGUGGGCACAACCGAGGAGACCCAAGUGAGAGAAAUCACGUGCCAGCCAGCAGCAUGGAGCAGGACCAGAGCCCGUGUGUUUCUGGUGCAGCACCUGGAGCGAGUGUCAGCAUGGAUCGAGCUGGGCAAGCCGUCUUUUGGUGUCCAGCAACCCUAUCCCAGGUAUCAAAAGAUUACAAGCACUGUAUCCAAAGGUGUUCAGGAACAAUAUGACAAAAUGACUUUGAGUGUUGUGCUGCGGCGGACACUGACUGUGGUCACUGGAAAAGAAGGACAUGAAAAUUGUCGAGAGAGAUGUGCAGGCUCAGUGCUGUACGACAGUGACCAGUGGUACUCCAGCUGA